This is a messenger RNA of Hylaeus anthracinus, 441 nucleotides long. RefSeq names its product cysteine-rich venom protein 1-like. Lineage: Eukaryota; Metazoa; Arthropoda; Insecta; Hymenoptera; Colletidae. The transcript has 3 exons. Bases 58 to 345 code for a protein of 95 amino acids. The record is from RefSeq and is a predicted model, not a curated record.
GGUCAGAAACGAAAGUUUAUUCGAAAUAAGUGUAACUUAAGCGAAGAAGAGCCAACCAUGGCUCGAUACGUCGUCGCCAUUGCGCUAAUUAUGGCGGUGGUUCUUCCUGCCGUACACAUGAAGAAAGAAGAACUCAAGUCAGAACCCAAGUGUUGUCCUAUGAAUUCAAGCUGGUCAAACUGCGGAAGAAUUUGCGAACCACUGUGCAGUAACCCAGAUCCAAAAAUUUGCCCAGACAUUGCAUGCAGCCCAUCCAUCGCAGCUUGCAGGUGCGACAGCGGUUUCGUCAGAGACGAUAAGUCCGGAGAGUGUAUAAAACUCGAAUGUUGCCCAAAACAAAAAUAAUUAGCUAUCUUACAUAAUUCUUGGCUUCAACGUAGUGCUGUAUUGUUAAUAGUAGCAGUUAUUGAAUAAAUAGUGUGCUGAUUUAAUUUCCAGUGA